Mercenaria mercenaria is the source of this 3508-nucleotide messenger RNA. RefSeq lists its product as uncharacterized. The transcript is spliced from 6 exons. The record is from RefSeq and is a predicted model, not a curated record. Lineage: Eukaryota; Metazoa; Mollusca; Bivalvia; Venerida; Veneridae. The coding region runs from base 92 to 1942 and encodes 616 amino acids.
GUAAAACACAGGUAAUGACACGAAAUUGGAUAAUUUAAGACUUUGGAUUAUCUUUUUUAAGAUUUAUAUGAUAACGUAAUUAAAAGGUGGUAUGGCUACUACCGUAGGCAACAAAUUGUAUCUUCGCUAUAUGCUCCUACUUGGAAAAGGCGGGUUGCUUGUCCUCAGACGAAUGAUAGCAAGGGAAGUGGCAAGAAGUGGACAGACUUUGGAACAAAUACUUUUGAACAACAGACGUCGUUUUAACAGGCUUAUGCGUGAACAGCAAUUAAAGCUGUAUCCAACUGCUGCAACAGUGAAUGCCAACGUAGAAACAUGGGACAUAUCGCUUUUGUACCAUGUUUUGACAAAAUUGUUCAAGAAUAACCUUACCUUGCAAGAGAGAUCAUCUGUGAAUGUUCUGAAAACGUCUCGAGACGAAAUACAGGGACAUCCAGAUGAAAUGAGUAUGGAUGCAAAUGACUUUAGAGUAAACUUUGAUGAUAUGGACACUCAUCUGACACAGCUGACAUCUGGCCUUGGUCAAGAAACCGCUGAUGAAAUUCAGGCUGUGAUAGAAAGCUCGAAAUCAGAAAGUAUCGAUAUAACUUCGUCAAUUUUGAUACAAAAUGUUAAAGAUCUAAAUGAAUUCAAAACAAGUGUUAUCACUGAAUUGGAAAGAGAAUUUGGUAUUGUUCAUUCUCAAUUGUCGAAUAUAAAUAACCAGUUAAAGGAUAUCGGAGAUAUGAAUUCUCAGCAGACAGAACUACAAGGGGAAAAUUUCAACCUACUGACCAAUAUUUCAACCGUCCAAAGUCAUUUACAUGAAGAUGUACUUGAUGUUAAAAAUACUACAACUGAUACCAAUGCAACUCUGCAUUCAAUGGAAAAUAAUCUCAAAGAAAUUCUCACAGUUAUGAAAAUAAACGCAAAUACAGCAGCCAAUCAGGAGAAGAUAUCACAGUUACUAUAUGAUCAUGUUCAGGCAAUUCAAAGAGAAGACAGUGCCAUCAAAAAUGACGAAAUAAAAAGGAGAAUAGACAGCAUUGUUGAGAAAGAUCCAAACUGUAAAUACCAGUUAGUGGAAGCACUCAUACAAUUGUUAAAUGAUGUGAACCACAAUCCGGAAGCACAAGUUGGACAGGUAUCACGUGGUAGCGUCCGUUUAGCAAUAAGAUGUUCUUCAAUGGGAGGGCUUUUGAGACAUAUGGGGUAUAUGGAAAGUACGUUAUGCCGUCAACGUCUUGGAGAUAUAUCGAUGGCGGUCAGAAGUGUUCUUCAAAUUUCUUGUUCCAUAUCAUGGAUGAUAGAACCCGAUAGCCUGCUUGCGUUUCUGAAAUACUCAAUUCCUCACCACAAAGCAGAGACCGCUGUAGGUAAAGGAAAGGAAAUAUUUCUACCAGUUCACUAUACUUCAUUGAAAGGGUUGACACAUAUAUGGAAUUUGUUUCAAGAAGGAGCAAUAGCCAUUCAUAUGAAACGGAUAUCAACGAUACUUACAGAGAGUUUUGGCGAAGACGUAAAAGUGUCCAUAUCAAUUGAUUCUGAUCAGUUUAUGAAAGCUGUUUACGAAGCAAAUCCUGUGGCAGUCGGUGGAAAAGCUCCUACAGACUUAGAUUUAUCGGAGUUUCCAGCAAUGUUGACAUACAAACAUUUCUUUGACAUUGAUGAUACAAUGGCUGUUGAUGAAAAUGAAACACUGAUGAUAGCUAUUCAUACCGCAGUUGAUGCAUACUUUGCCAUGACUUGCAUUGCCAAGUGCUGCGAAGUGGCAUUUCUAUUUACGUUACUGAAUCUGGCGAUAAUGGCCAUGCAGAACUGGUUGCUGUUACUGCAAUACCUGUGUGAUCUUGAAGAGCAAGGAUACUUGGGACCGCUUUUGACAGAAACGGAGGAGGAAGAUGAGACAUAUGAAGAUAUAUCAAGUGACAGUGAAAGCGAGGAAGAUGACGAAUCUGACUAAAUAAGACCACUGUCACUGUGAGAAAAGAAGUACAGUCUGAAAGAAACAUAUUGAUAUAUUUUUGCUUUGAGGACAAACCUUUAACGCUGAAGUGCAUUUAGAAUAGAUUAUAUAUCUUCUGCCAAAAAGAACUUGCUUCUUAUGCAAAUCCGAUGUAUUUUCCACAGGUACUGAAAAUAGUGUUUUAUCGGACGCUGCAAGUGACAGUUUCUUUAUAUUUGUAAUUACGGUCCAUUGUAACGACGUUACGGUCACGUUGGCAUCAUUCACAGUGUACAUUUUAAGACAGUUUUGCACGUUCGGGUCAAACAAAUCUUCUGCAAAGUAGAAUUUUAUUAAACCCAUAUUUUUCAAAACUUCACGAUAUAAUUAGAGAAUUCAGCAAAUAGAAAAGGUAGGGUCGUAUGCUUCCUUUUUGCUAGACAUAUUUGAAAAAUUUGGACCUCUUGCAAGUUUUCAUAAUGGGAAUCUGUGGGAAUCACAAUUUUCUAAAACAUUUACGCGAAAAGAUUUUUACUACAAUUAACAUUUUAAUGAAACUUCUCACAGUUGUAAAUAAACAUAAUUAUAUAUAACAGUGUGAAAUUAAAUGUAAAGGUCAAUGUGCUUUUUAGGCAUUUACCCAUGAUUAAAUUGAUCCUUACGUUUCAAGCUGAUUUUAAGACAUGCUUUUGAAUUAUUUAACGUGUCGGGAGUUUUAAUAUCAUAUCUUAACACAAGACAGUAACAAUGCUAUUGUAGUUAAUUUAUUUACUGGUAGCCAUUAUUUCAUAAAGCCAUUUUCAUUUCCGUACGAUGAACCAAGGUUUUAUUCUAUGUUAUCCGGAUAAAUGACGUUACGCCAUCACUUCCGGUUUAUCAAACGUGCAAAACUACCUUAAGCUAGUAGCGGAGGUAAAAUGUUUGAAACAUUUAAUAGUACAUGAUUUGAUUUGUUAUGAAAUUUAGGCAUCGUUUGUUUGGGGUUUUGUUUGAUUUAUUGAUUUAUUUUGUUGGGUUUAACGUUGCACCGACACAAUUAUAGGUCAUAUGGCGACUUUCCAGCUUUGAUGGGCGAGGAAGACCCCAGGUGCCCCUCCGUGCAUUAUUUCAUCACGGGCGGGCACCCGUAUAGAACCAACGACCUUCCGUAAGCCAGUAAGACUCGAAUCCACAUCGAUUACGAGCAAGUGAUUUGAAGUCAGCGACCUCAAACACUUGGCCACGGAAGUCCCCUUUUUGUAUGAAUAUUAAAUUCUAUUAGCUUUGCAUGACAACUCAUUUUCUUUUUAGAAUUGUUACUAUGUACAGUCGUUGAUUGAUCUCUAUGUAUAACUUCUUAAGAUUAACAAAUGUUUAACUGUAUAAUUUAGUAGCCAAAGAUCACUUAUUUUCCUAAUAUGUGUAUAUAUGUUUACUAAGAUAUAAUCGUUAUUAUCUGGAAUUGUCUUUAUAAAAAAUACAUGUGUAAUCUUCAUAUAUAUAUGGAGGACAAUAAAUAAAUAGAUCUAAUAGCCUAAAAUGUGUGGUUCACUUUAAUCAUGGUCAUAUAUCUCAAACAUAAGCACACGGACCAAUACAUUUUAU